This is a messenger RNA of Uloborus diversus, 921 nucleotides long. RefSeq names its product gastrula zinc finger protein XlCGF57.1-like. Gene Ontology annotation, molecular function: RNA polymerase II cis-regulatory region sequence-specific DNA binding; DNA-binding transcription factor activity, RNA polymerase II-specific. The record is from RefSeq and is a predicted model, not a curated record. Gene Ontology annotation, biological process: regulation of transcription by RNA polymerase II. NCBI's taxonomy places the organism in Eukaryota, Metazoa, Arthropoda, Arachnida, Araneae, Uloboridae. Bases 1 to 921 code for a protein of 306 amino acids. The transcript has 2 exons.
AUGAGAACCCAUACUGGAGAAAAACCGUUCUCCUGUGGAGCGUGUUCUAAGGAAUUCUCUCAUCUGGCAAGCCUGAAGAAACACUUAAGAGCCCAUACUGGUGAAAAACCACAUUCUUGUCGAUUCUGUUAUAAGAAAUUUUCUCUUCUAUCAAACCUGAAACAACACUUGCAGACCCAUACUGGCGAAAAGCCAUUCUCUUGUGAAUUGUGUUCUAAGGAAUUUUCUCAUCUGGCAACCCUGAGAAGGCACUUGAGACUCCAUAUUGGAGAGAAGCCAUUUUCCUGUGAAGUGUGUUCUAGGGAAUUUUCUCAACUUGCACACCUGAAAGUGCACUUGAGAACCCAUACUGGAGAAAAGCCAUUCUCCUGUGAAAUAUGUUCUGGGAAAUUUUCUCAACUAGCAAUCCUGAGAGAACACUUAAGAACCCAUACUGGAGAAAAGCCAUAUGCAUGUGAAAUGUGUUCUAAGCAAUUUUCUAAACUAGCAAACCUGAAAAGACACUUGAGACUCCAUACUGGAGAAAAGCCAUUCUCCUGUGAUGCGUGUUCUAAGGUUUUUUCUCUUCUGGCAAACCUGAGAAGACACUUGAGACUCCACACUGGAGAAAAGCCAUUCUCCUGUGAAUUGUGUUCUAAGGAAUUUUCUCUUCUGGCAAACCUGAGAGAACACUUAAGAACCCAUACUGGAGAAAAGCCAUAUGCAUGUGAAAUGUGUUCUAAGCAAUUUUCUAAACUAGCAAACCUGAAAAGACACUUGAGACUCCAUACUGGAGAAAAGCCAUUCUCCUGUGAAUUGUGUUCUAAGGAAAUUUCUCAUCUGGCAACCCUGAGAAGGCACUUGAGACUCCAUACUGGAGAGAAGCCAUUUUCCUGUGAACUACAAUCAGGAUUGAAUGUCGAUGAAGUACAACAAGUGUGA